AUAUCUCUCCCUCCGUCUCGCGCAGAUAGUCGCCUCACUCAUUCCUUUGGGCUUUUAAAGUAAUAAUGGGCCCUAAAUUUGUACACAGACGACAGAGAAGGAGAACUAGAUUGACCUGAAAUUGCACGAAUCUUCUUCUUCUUCUUCUGUUUCUUCUACUUCCUAUCAGGCUUGUUCUUCACUUCCCCCACUUGUUAAGGGUUUGCUCGAAAGAUUCAAGGGAAAAAAGAAAGAGAAACGAGAGAUGGGGGACGAAGAAUAUGUUAUGAUUGAUCUUGAUGACAUUUCAAGGCACAUUGACAUUCCAUCAAAUGCUCCUUAUACUUUAUCAGGUUUGGAUACUUUUAAUCCGGUGAUGGUCAUUGAUGGCAAAAUGAAGCUGGCUGGCGAGUAUAUAGAAACAAUUGGUACAUGCCUUGCUUUCUCUGACAACAAGGGUUAGUUUCACUUGCCUUUCCUCUUUAUUUGGGAACAAGUUCUGUUGUGCUAUAUUUUGGGUUGCGGUUUUACAAGUUUCAGCAGGUGAAAACCAGCCAAACUCCACAAGAUUCUUAAGUUUAGGUUAGCUGCUGCAUUAGACAAUGAAGAUGGAGAAACAAAAACAAGCAAUUUGUAAAUGUUGUUAAAGUCAUUGUAAAGUGUAAACCUGACUUUUUCUUCAAGAUUGCACCGGUCCAAAUCUUUGUUCUUCUUCCUUGACAAAAUCAAACUCUGCAACUACAAAAAUUAUGUGUAGCAAUCUUCCUUUGUUGCCUGAA
Molecule: messenger RNA, 758 nt
Organism: Capsella rubella
Lineage: Eukaryota; Viridiplantae; Streptophyta; Magnoliopsida; Brassicales; Brassicaceae
Exons: 4
Biological process (GO): transcription by RNA polymerase III
Cellular component (GO): transcription factor TFIIIC complex
Source: RefSeq, a predicted model, not a curated record